AUGUAUAAGAACCCCAUCCCGGUCCACCUGUUGUUUCUCCUUCUUGGAAUUGCUCUAUACCACUUCACUCCACAACUAAUCAUCCACCUGUCUCCUCUAAACACCUUCACAAUGGGCUCCACUCAACCCGAAUUCAAGAACACUGCUACCUCCACUCUUUUGGAGUUGGUUAAGGCUCGCCGCACCUACUACGACCUCAAGGGAGAGAGCCCCGUCUCUGACGAUGUCAUCGACCGCAUUGUUCAGGACUCCGUUCUCCACGUUCCCAGCUCUUUCAACACCCAGACCUCCCGUGUUGUCCUCCUGCUGAAGGAGGAGCACAAGAAGGUGUGGGAUAUUGCCAUUAAUGCCUUGGAGGGUCUGGUCGCUGCUGGCCACGUCCCUAAGGAACAGUUCGAGACUUCCACCAAGCCUAAGCUGAACGCUUUCCGCGCUGCUUAUGGAACUGUCCUCUUCUUUGUCGACUUCGAGUCGCUCGCUCCUAUCAAGGAGAAGUUCGCUAUCUACGCCGAUAAGUUCGACCCCUUCGCCCUGGAGUCGAAUGCUAUGUCUCAGUACCUCGUCUGGACUGCCCUUCAGUCUGAGGGCUUCGGUGCCAACCUUCAGCACUACAGCCCCCUCAUCGAUGAGCAGAUUGCCAAGACCUGGAACAUCCCCGCCUCGUGGAAGUUGGAUGCCCAGCUGGUCUUCGGUACUCCCAACUCUGAGCCCGGUGAGAAGACCUUCGCUCCUAUUGAGGACCGCUACAAGGUCUUCGGCAAAUAAGCAUAUAAAAGAUACUUGUAUAUUGAUUUAGCAUCACGAAUGAAAGAGCAAUGACUUAGAU
This is a messenger RNA of Penicillium crustosum, 826 nucleotides long. RefSeq names its product nitroreductase family protein. The transcript has 3 exons. Lineage: Eukaryota; Fungi; Ascomycota; Eurotiomycetes; Eurotiales; Aspergillaceae. Bases 1 to 765 code for a protein of 254 amino acids. Gene Ontology annotation, biological process: cellular response to oxidative stress. The record is from RefSeq and is a predicted model, not a curated record.